UAGCUGGAUGUGGUGGCGUGCCUACAGUCCCAACCACUCGGGAGGCUGAGGCAGGAGAAUUGCUUGAACCUGGGAGGUAGAGGCUGCAGUGAGCCAAGAUUAUGCCACUUUACUCCAGCCUGGGCAACAGAGCAAGACUCCAUCUCAAAAAAAAAAAAAAAAAAAAAAAAAAAAAAAAAAAGAAAAGAAAAGAAAGAAAAGGCAAAAAAGGCAAAAGAAAAAAAGAAAGAAGGAACAUGGGUUCAUGGAAGAAGCACGGAAAGUGUGAGGCAGAGCAGCCUCGGAGCUGACAUGCUGAGAGCGGGAGAAAGGUGGGUUGGACACGGGAAAGAGAAGUCCAGAGAACAGUGGAGGGCUGGCCUCAGUGGGCUGCCAAGGUGUGGCUUGAAGACGGAGCUGGACAGGGACGAAUUUGCCCAGCAUGGAGGCUGGAAGAUGAGGGGCUUGGUCAUUUGCUGAUGCGAGAUGGAGGCAGGGGCCCAGGGCCAGCAGGGACAGAAGAUGCAGCUGGAGCUCAGGGAUGGGUGGACGGGGGUGUCAGGCUGACCUGGGCCCACACACACUGUGGCCUUGUGGCUGGAGUCAUCCGAGGGACCUCACCAUGGCCAUCAUGUCUGGCCAUGCUGCCCUGAAUCCAGCUGGAGUUGAAUGGUGAUAGGGGGGCCUCAGCCUGUCAUAGUCCCUCAGAGCAGACCAAGAACAGAGUCCCCUGGAUUCCACCAGGCCAGGCUGGCAUUGCUGGUGCUAUGAGCAUGGUGGUCUGCCUGCAUCACUGGUGCUGCGAGCAUGGUGGGCUAUCCCCUACCCGAGUCUCCGGCAGGCUGGGAGCACCUUGCUGCUGUUUCAGGAGUGAAAGUCUGCACCGAGGGCCUUUCCCACAGGGCUCAGUCGCUCUCACCCACCCCACAGCUGAGAGGAGCCCCACCGGUGGGCCAGACAGCUGGGGUAAUGAGAGGAAGGGGCGGUCCCCAUGCACAGCCCAGGAGGGGCUCCCCCCACCCCAGGAGGGUGGUGCCUGCUUCCUGAGUGGAACAACACAGGAAGCCUCUGCCUGGCCUUGUCCUUCCACUUGAAGACCCGGCCCCAGGGGAGCUGAGAGAGGACCUGGGCCCCACUGCACCCUCCCCGAGGAAGAGCAGGGCCUGAAAUGUGGGUGACCUGCUGUACCCCGUGCCCCUUUCUGUGGAGGAAAUAGCCCUGGCCCCGGGCCAGGACAGACCACGACACUGCAGCUGGCGGGUGGGGCCACUGGGCUGGCCGGAGAGAGGGCCCUGAGCCCCUAUCCUGAGCUCCCUCACUUCGAGGGGAGGCAGAGGCUCCCAGGGGCACUAGGAGUAGCAGGUGCAGCAAAAGGAUGGUGAGCAGGUGCUGGCAGGACCCCAGACUCUGGUCCAGGAAGGCCCUCGGAAGAGGCCGGUGGGCUGCCUGAGGCUGUGGGCCUGUCCGGCAGGGAAUGCCAGACAAAGCCUGGAUGUGCUCUGAGAAGCAAAGGGCUGGUGCAGGGCUCCCCUGGCGCCCAAGCCUGGUUGGCCAUGCGUGGUGAGGAGCUGGACCUCGGUGCGAGGGAGUUGGGAUGUCCCAGUGGGCCUGGCUCUCUGGCUGCCCUGCCUUGGGUUGUUCCCACCAGGCCUCCUGCUGGGCCCACUGACUCUUUCCAGGCACCCUCACCAGGCUGUGGUGCCCAAAGGUCAGGCACGUGGCGGAAUCUGGACAUCAGCAGCUCGCACUGCAUGGGCCACAUGGGACCAGCUGGAUGGGAAGGUGGCUCCGGCUCCCAUCCCUAGCUAGUCUCUGCUCUCAACAUACAGGCCUGGAUCCCAGAGGGGCCUCGUUGUGAAAGCCUCCGCCUGUGGCUGGGGCCCAGGAGGGGAGCGUGCAUUUUCACUUCAACUGCCACUUCCUUUGGUUUUGCAGAAGUGCUUGCAGCCCUCUGCCCCAGGGUUGCCGGCUGGCAUCGGUGUGACUGGACGGCACAGCCCUGGACCAGCAAGAGCUUGUCCUCCCAGGUUUGGGAGGGUUUCCAGAACCCUUGGUCCAGUUGAAGUGAAGGAAGCAGACUCCCCGGGAGCCCCUUCCUGGGCGGCUCAGGCGUUCUGAUGGGGCCCAGGGGCCUCAGGCAGUGGCUCCGUGUGCUCACUACUGCUCAUUUGACAGGAGAGGUCCCUGCCUCGUGUUAUUCAGAAUUUGAAAAGUGGGGAGGGGGCGGCUGCAGAAUCGGAGUAGACACCAGCGAGCAAGAGUAUGUGGGCUUCUAGGGCCGCUGAAGGGGACUUGGCAGCUGAGGAGGGAAGCCAGGCCCGGUGUGAGGCUGGUGGGGCCCCCCACACCCCUGGGGCUCAGAAGGAACUGGACUGGUCCCAGGUGGCUCUGACGUGCCCCCAGCCCACUUGGGCCCCCUGCCUGGCUGGGGGUCUGCCUUCCUUGGCCCUCCUGGUUCCGGCUCACUGCUUCCUCACCUACUGACCCUCUCUGUUUUGGGCAUGGCCAGAGAGCCCUGCAUCUCUUGCUGGGCCUUGGAGCUGGGCGCAGCAGCCCGACGACAGGGCCACACGGAUCUUGACAGGGCAGCAGCUGGGAGGGCACCGCCCAGCACGCAGGCACCCGAGGGAGAGUCUGAAGACCCUCAGCGCUGCCCCACCAUCUCCACUCGGGGGCUGACCCGAGACGCAGGGAGGAGUGCAUAUUACUCCAGCCAGUGGCAGGGUGGGGAGCAGAAUGGCUGGCCCAGGAACCCCUCCGGCCCACACCACCCACUGCCAAGGGGGCAUCACUUUGGAGAUGGCUUUUCUUGAUUCUUUCUUGACUCAGUGUCUCACUUUUUAAUGUGUUUUCAAGGUAUUGCUUUAAAAUUCUCCAUAAGUUAACGAGCUUCCUGUAAUCUCGGGAGAACCUUGUGGCUUCCUGUUUUUCCAGUUGUUAAAAAAUGUUGAGACAAGUCUCAAUCAUUUUAGGAGGUUUAUUUGCUAAAGUUGAGGACACGCGUCUGUGACACAGCCUCAGGAAGUCCUGAUGACGUGCCUAGGGUGGUCGGGCACAGCCUGGUUUCAUGCAUUUUAGGGAGACAAGAGACAUCAAUCAAUAUAUGUGAGACGUACAUUGGUUCUGUCCAGAAAGGUGGGAACAACUCGAAGCAGGGAGGGGACUUCCCAACCAUUCGUCUCUCGCCUACCUGUGGGUAGGUCACAGGUCAUUUUAAACUCUCAGAGUGAACGUCUUGAUAGGACCGACAAGACGCAUGACAUGUACUUAGAAAGCUUAUCUUAGAGCCACACUGAGAUUGGAACCCGCAAAAUAUGCCAGGAAACGCCACCCCAGUGACCAUUACCCCGUGGGCCUCCCUGGGUCUCCCCACCAAGACCUGCAACAACGUGUCCUUCGAGGAGAGCAGGAUAGUCCUGGUCGUGGUGUACAGCGCAGUGUGCACGCUGGGGGUGCCGGCCAACUGCCUGACUGCGUGGCUGGCGCUGCUGCAGGUACUGCAGGGCAACGUGCUGGCCAUCUACCUGCUCUGCCUGGCACUCUGCGAGCUGCUGUACACGGGCACGCUGCCGCUCUGGGUCAUCUAUAUCCGCAACCAGCACCGCUGGACCCUGGGCCUGCUGGCCUGCAAGGUGACCGCCUACAUCUUCUUCUGCAACAUCUACGUCAGCAUCCUCUUCCUGUGCUGCAUCUCCUGCGACCGCUUCGUGGCCGUGGUGUACGCGCUGGAGAGCCGGGGCCACCGCCGCCAGAGGACCGCCAUCCUCAUCUCCGCCUGCAUCUUUAUCCUCGUCGGGAUCGUUCACUACCCAGUGUUUCAGACGGAAGACAAGGAAACCUGCUUCGACAUGCUGCAGAUGGACAGCAGGAUUGCCGGGUACUACUAUGCCAGGUUCACCGUUGGCUUUGCCAUCCCUCUCUCCAUCAUUGCCUUCACCAACCACCGGAUUUUCAGGAGCAUCAAGCGGAGCAUGGGCUUAAGUGCUGCCCAGAAGGCCAAGGUGAAGCACUCGGCCAUCGCGGUGGUUGUCAUCUUCCUGGUGUGCUUCGCCCCGUACCACCUGGUUCUCCUCGUCAAAGCCGCUGCCUUUUCCUACUACAGAGGAGACAGGAACGCCAUGUGCGGCUUGGAGGAAAGGCUGUAUACAGCCUCUGUGGUGUUUCUGUGCCUGUCCACGGUGAACAGCGUGGCUGACCCCAUUAUCUACGUGCUGGCCACGGACCAUUCCCGCCAAGAAGUGUCCAGAAUCCAUAAGGGGUGGAAACAGUGGUCCAUGAGGACAGACAUCACCAGGCUCACCCACACCAGGGACACUGAGGAGCUGCAGUCACCCAUGGCCCUUGCAGACCACUACACCUUCUCCAGGCCCGUGCACCCACCAGGGUCACCAUGCCCUGCAAAGAGGCUAAUUGAGGAGUCCUGCUGAGCCCACUGUGUGGCGGGGGGGAUGGCAGGUUGGGGGUCCUGGGGCCAGCAAUGUGGCUCCUGUCCACGGAGCCCACCAGCCACAGUGCCCAUGUUCCCUCUGGAGGACAAACUACCAAUUUCUCGUUCCUGAAGCCACUCCCUCCGUGACCACUGGCCCCAGGCUUUCCCACAUGGAAGGUAGCUGCAUGCCAAGGGCAGGAGCGAUACCUCCAGGCUUCCGGGAGCCCAGAGAGCGUGUGGCAGGCAGUGGGGCCUCUUCAUCAGCAGCCCGCCUGACUGGCUCCCUUGGCUGUGGGCAGGCAGCAGGCCUGCUGGCAGAGGUACCUGGUGGCUGCCCUGUUCGCAUCAGUGGCGAUGACUUUAUUUGCAGAGCAUUUCUGCAAGUGUUGCCUGGAUGCGGUGGUGCAUUGUGGGCCCUCUGGGCUCCUGCCUCAGAAUGUCAGUGGGCACCAUGCUGGAGGUCACCCAGCACUGUGGCAGCGCCCAGGAGGGCACAGGGCAGCCUACCACCUCCAAGGGGGCAGGAGCCCCCAUCUGGGGUUGGGUCUGUGCUGAGCUGGAGGGCCUCUAGGGAACUGUGGGGCAGGGUGGCCAGCUGCUCCGGCUCCCAGAGCGCAGCCCAGGCGUCCUCAACGGGGAGUCCCAAAUGUCCACGCCCAGAACAACAGUUGGCAGGACAGGCGUGACACAGCCACAGCAGAGGCAAGGGGUGCCAGGAGUCCCCAGCAGCAUCCUCGGGGAGAAGCUGGUGAGGGGUCCGUACAGGGUGGGGCCCCCACCCCCAGCCCCUUACGGAGGGGGGAGUGCAGCAGCUGGCCUGCUUGUCUGGCGGAGAAAGCCAGCUCCCUGCACCCUCGGGGCUGAGUCAGAUCUGGGUCUGCCCCAAAGGCCUUGCCUAGGCCAGGUCACGCUGAUGCCCGGGUUUCCCUAUCUGUAAAAUGGGGCCAAUGACACCUACCUCACUGGGUCACCAUCGAGAUCAAUCCUCCUCCCUGCCCUGACACCUCAGGCACAUCACACGCACUCAGAGCACAGAGCCGGGCAGAUGCAGCACCUGGAUGGGGAGCCCAGUGCCCAGCACAGCGCAGGGGCUUCCAGGGAGGCCGCGCAGGGCCGUGGGGCUGAGCCACGCUCUCGUUUUGUCAGGCAGCUAUGCAGUUGCUCUUCCUUGUUUUUGGUUUGUUUUUGUUUUUUUUAAUAUUUAUUUUUUUAGAGACAGGGCCUUGCUCUGUUUCCUGGGCUGGAGAACAGUGGCACCAUCAUAGCUCACUGCAGCCUCAAACUCCUGGGCUCAAGCGAUCCUCCCCACUCAGCCUCCUGAGUAGCUGGGACUACAGGUGUGCACCACCACACCCAGCCAAAACAGCCAUCCUCCCCUUAGGAGUCAUCAGAAAAAUACAUUAGGAAAAUGUGUUUAGAAAUAAAAGCACAAGGCAGGGCACAGUGCUCAUGCCUGUCAUCCCAGCACUUUGGGAGGCCGAGACAGGAGGAUCAGUUGAGGCCAGGAGUUUGAGACCAGCUUCGGCAACACGGCAAAACCUUGUCUCUUUUUUUGGUAUUAAAAAAAUAAUAAAAAUAAAAGAAAUAAUGCAAUUUAACCUUUACAGUUAACAUUUCCCCUGCUUUGAGAGGAGCCCCUAGGCUCCCAGAGGAGAGCCGUGACCAGGGACCUGAAAAGCUGGGGCUGAGGUUCUGGACCAGCCUGGAAUAUUCAGGGCUGAGGCAAAAGGGAUCAUAACGAUGUCCAGCAGGGGCUUUCCUGUGGCCGCUAUAACCAGUUCCCACAAGUUGGUGGCUUAAAACAAUAAACCGGGCUGGGCACCAUGGCUCAUGCCUAUAAUCCCAGCACUUUGGGAGGCCGAGGCGGGCAGAUCACCUGAGGUCAGGAGUUCGAGACUAGCCUGGCCAACAUGAUGAAACCCCGUCUCUACUAAAAAUACAAAAAAAAUUAUCUGGGUGUGGUGGAGCACACCUGUAAUCCCAGCUACUUCGGAGGCUGAGACAGGAGAAUUGCUUGAACUCAGGAGGCAGAGGUUGCAGUGAGCCGCGAUCGUGCCAUUGCACUCCAGCCUGGGCAACAAGAGCAAAAUUCCUUCUCAAAAAACGAAACGACAACAGCAACAACCAAAAAACACAACCAAAAACUGUUUUCUCAGGCUGGGCGCGGUGGCUCACGCCCGUAAUCCCAGCACUUUGGGAGGCCGAGGCGGGCAGAUCACGAGGUCAGGAGAUCAAGACCAUCCUGGCUAACACGGUGAAAUCCCUUCUCUACUAAAAAUACAAAAAAUUAGCCGGGCAUUGUGGCAGGCGCCUGUAGUCCCAGCUACUCGGGAGGCUGAGGCAGGAGGAUGGUGUGAACCCGGGAGGCAGAGCUUGCUGUAAGCCGAGAUCGCGCCACUGUACUCCAGCCUGGGCGACAAAGCGAGACUCCGUCUCAAAGAAGAAAACAAAAAAAAAAACUGUUUUCUCACAGCUCUGAAGGCCAGAGUCCACUUUUUCAUCUUUUGCUGCCACAGAGCAACAAAUAAGAGCCUCACUCCCAUGUCAGAUCCCAGCCUUGGGGACCAGGUGCCAUCUCACCCACCGGUAGGGACAACAGGGCUAGGCGAGACACCCAGAGUACCUGGCUCAGGCGAGGGACUGCCUGAACUGGCUGGUGUCACAGUGGCAGGAAAGUUACCAGGCAUAGCCGGGUGAGGUGGCACCUGCAGUCCCAGCUGCUCAGGAGGCUGAGGUGAGAGGAUCAUUUGAGCCUGGGAAGUGGAGGCUGCAGUGAGCUAGGACUGCGCCACUGCACACGGGGAGGCCAGGAGACAAAGGCCCGAUGGGACCUGGGGAUGACACCUCUGUAGGGGUUUCAGAGGGUGCCUGGGAGCAAUGUCUGCAGCGAAAUUUAAAAAUGGACACCAGACCUGCGGGACCCAUGACAGUCACCAUCAGAUGGAGAAGCUCUAUGCAAAGACAGACCACUCAGAGUCAAACUUGGGGGGUGGGGCUUACCUGACGGGAGGGGCUGCUACGGGGACCUUGCCCAGGCUGAGGCCCAGAUGGGACCAGGCACUCAGGAAGGGAGGCCCAGCCCAGCCCUUAACUCUGAGACCCUCGAGGGCUGUGGGCGGAGGGCAGCAGGUUGAGUCCUCGCAGGACAGGCGCAGCUGGGGAGGUGGAGGUUACGGGCCUGCCUGGCUGCUCACCGCCCCGCGUCUGCUCUGGCAGUGACAGGGUCACAGCAUGGCUUUGUCAUCAGCCACUGACCACUGACCGCAGGCCCUGGCCAUGUCAUCCAGCUUCUGCUGCUGGUGGGAGCUUCUGAGGUGGCCAGCGCUGGAAGCCGCCCUGUGUGGAGUCUGCGCUCGCUCACUCUCUCUCUCACCAUCUACCCCUUCGUUCGCCCCGCUUGACCUCACUCAGGCACCCCCUCCACAAGGUGCUCCUGGGGCACCCCAGGUACUGAGGAGGCCACAGUGAAGGACACUGUCACCCACGCAGGGAGGCGGGAAUGAGGAGGGGAGCCCCGAGGGCCACCCCUGCCUCCAGCACCAUGCCCUGCCUCCAGCACCAUGCCCUGCCCUCCAGCACCAUGCCCUGCCCUCCAGGCUCUAGCCACAGUUGCCUCUUCAGACAGGGUCCGGGAGGGGCAGCACUGCUCUGCUCACUGCCUUGUUGUUACCUGAGUAACGGUGACAGGGAAAGAGGACCACACACCUCCUCGCCAGCUGGAGAGAAGACCCCGGACCUAUGGAACUGUUCUCCCAGGUCCUACUGUGACGAAGACACCUGCACACCAGGGGAGGGAGCAGUUCAGAAGCAGCACUCAGGCUCUCCGGAAGGCCCUGUGUCCCAUCCACGCCCGCUCCCCUCCGACCAUCCCCACUCCACCUGGCAUGGCAGGGGCUGUGGACCCUCACAGCGACAGCCCAGGGCACAGGCCGCGGAGGCAGGGAGAGUUUUGUUGGGAAUUCUGGGAUCCUACUGCCUGGAGUUGGGGCAGGGGAGCACAGCCCAAGGAGGUCACAUCCUGGUGGCCCUGCAGCCUCCUGGCCUGUGGGAGGGACAUGCCUGGAAGAGACAGCAUGAGGGGGGACCACAUAUGGAGGACUCUUUUUUUUUCUUUUGAGACAGAGUCUUGCUCUGUGACCCAGGCUGAAGUGCCAUGGCAUAAUCUCAGCUCACGGCAGCCUCCACCUCCUGGUCCCCUGAAUAGCUGGGACCACAGGCGUGCACCACCACACCCAGCUGGGUUUUUUUGUUGUUGUUGUUAGGGACAGGGUUUCACCACAUUGCCCAGGCUGGUCUUGAACUUCUGGACUCAAGCAAUCUGCCUGCCUCAGCCUCCCAAAGUGCUGGGAGGGAUUACAGGCGUAGGCCACCACAUCCAUCCUUUUUUUUUCUUUUUUUUUUGAGGCAGGGUCUUGCUCUGUCACCCAGGCUGGAGUUGAGUGCAGUGGUGCAAUCUCAGCUCACUGCAGCCUCUGCCUCCUGGGUUCAAGCGAUCCUCACACCUCAGCCUCCUGAGUAGCUGGCAUCACAGGCAUGUGCCACCAUGCCCAGCUGCCCAGCUAAUUUUUAAAUUUUUUGUAUGGACAGGGUCUCACUAUGUUGCUCAGAUUGGUCUUGAACUCCUGGCCUCAAGCAAUCCGCCUGACUUGGCCUCCCAAGGCGCUGGGAUCGCAGGAGUGAGCCAGCCCCCAGUCCUAGCAGUGCUCUUGGGUGAUGAACGUGUGAAUGAGAGCGCACCGAAUGGUCGCGUGGGGCGGCCACCUUCCUGAGGGACAGCUCACUAUGGACAGGUGAUACCACCACUUGGUGCCUCCUUUCUUCAUCCAUAAUUUGGGAAUGGUGACAGUGACUGUCCCACAGUCCUGGUGGGGUAUUAAUUCAGAUAAUACACGUCCCACACCUAAGAUGAGCCUGGCACAAAGCAGCGCUCAAAAACACAGAUCUUCAUUUAACUUCCUCCUUCGUUCCCCCAGUGGGGGAUCUUGCAGGCAGAGUCGUUGACGAAAGGUCCGCCUGUUCCCAAGAACGGCCCUAGAGGGCGCCAGGCAGCGGGGCUUGAAUGGACCGGGCGGGUUUCGCUUUCCCGCGAGUAGCCGCCCGCGGCCGCCAGGGGGCAGCAGCUGCAAAGGGCACCCGUGGGCAGCCGGGCCGCGCCUGUGGCCACGCAGCGCAGAGGCGGCCCCAUCAGAGCGCUCGGGCGGGCGGGCGCGGAGCCGGAGCAGUGUCCCCGCCACUGCGGAGCCUUCACAGGCGGAACAUUUUGCACAUCCUUCCAGACCUUUCCUAAAUCCUUACCUGCCUGUACAGGCACUCGUGGAAAAUACGUGAUACUGCCUUGUGUGUAUGCAUUUAUCCAGCUUUUCAUUUUGAAAUAAUUCCCAAUUUGGGGGCCGGGCGCGGGGGCUCACGCCUGUAAUCCCAGCACUUUGGGAGACCGAGGCGGGCGGAUCACGAGGUCAGGAGAUCGAGACCAUCGUGGCCAACAUGGUGAAACACCGUCUCUACUAAAAAUACAAAAAAAUUAGCUGGGCGUGGUGGCGUGUGCCUGUAAUCCCAGUUACUCGGGAGGCUGAGGCAGGAGAAUCGCUUGAACCAGGAAGUCGGAGGUUGCAGUGAGACUCCGUCUCAAAAAAAAAAAAAAAAUCCCAAUUUACAGAAGGUGGCAAACACCAUGCAAAGAGACCUGGAUAUUCCUGUCCUACAGGUUCUCCAGCUGUGAACAUUGCCCCGCUAUUCCUUCUCUCGCUCCUGCUUAUGUGGCAUUUGAGAAUAAGCUGCAGACUCCAGGCUUGCUCCCCUAAACAGCUCAGAGAGUAUUUUGGAAAUAAACGAACUCUCUCUCAAGUAAUUGCAGUGAACCUUGAAAAAUCAGGAAGCCACCACUGAUCCAAUGUCCCCAUCGACUCCACAGAGUCCCUGCCAAUUUCCCCGCUGUCUCAAUGAGUCUUUGUGGGUCUUACGGGUCUUUGUGGGAUGGCCCUCGCUCUAGCCUUGUCUGUUUCCUGUGGCCUCUUCAAUUCCAGGAGGAACCUCUCAGAAGUGAGACUUUCCUCUUAUAGCAUCCUACCGGAGGCCCACGGGACCAAUCUGGCCGUCACUGGUGAUGAUGAUCCUCUUACAGCGUCCUACCGGAGGCCCACGGGACCAAUCAUCUGGCCGUCACUGGUGAUGAUGAUCCUCUUACAGCAUCCUACCGGAGGCCCACGGGACCAAUCAUCUGGCUGUCACUGGUGAUGAUGAUCCUCUUACAGCGUCCUACCGGAGGCCCACGGGACCAAUCAUCUGGCCGUCACUGGUGAUGAUGAUCCUCUUACAGCGUCCUACCGGAGGCCCACGGGACCAAUCAUCUGGCCGUCACUGGUGAUGAUGAUCCUCUUACAGCGUCCUACCGGAGGCCCACGGGACCAAUCUGGCCGUCACUGGUGAUGAUGAUCCUCUUACAGCGUCCUACCGGCGGCCCACGGGACCAAUCUGGCCGUCACUGGUGAUGAUGAUCCUCUUACAGCGUCCUACCGGAGGCCCACGGGACCAAUCUGGCCGUCACUGGUGAUGAUGAUCCUCUUACAGCGUCCUACCGGAGGCCCACGGGACGAAUCUGGCCGUCACUGGUGAUGAUGAUCCUCUUACAGCGUCCUACCGGAGGCCCACGGGACGAAUCUGGCCGUCACUGGUGAUGAUGAUCCUCUUACAGCGUCCUACCGGAGGCCCACGGGACCAAUCUGGCCGUCACUGGUGAUGAUGAUCCUCUUACAGCGUCCUACCGGAGGCCCACGGGACCAAUCAUCUGGCCGUCACUGGUGAUGAUGAUCCUCUUACAGCGUCCUACCGGAGGCCCACGGGACCAAUCUGGCCAUCACUGGUGAUGAUAACCCUCGUCACGUGGGUACGAUGGUGUCUGCCGCCAUUCCCCACUGAAAAGUUAAUUAGUAAGCAUUUUGCAUUCAUUAAUGAAUAAGCAAUUAUUACACCGUUUCUGGGGAGAGAAUUUGAGGUUUCCACUAUGAGGUCAGGCUUACCCUUCUCUCUCAUGUAUGUAUGUGCGGGUCUCCGUCCAUUUUUUCUUGCUAUAACAGAUUACUUGAGACUGCAUAAUUUAUAAGAAAAAAAGAGGUUUACUUAGCUCAGAGUUCUACAUGCUGAGAAGUUCAAGGGCGUGGCCCUGGUGAGGACUUUCAUUCUGUUUCACAAAAUGGUAGAGAAGGCCGGGCACAGUUGCUCACACCUGUAAUCCCAGCACUUUGGGAGGCCGAGGCGGGUGAAUCACCUGAGGUCGGGAGUUCAAGACCAGCCCGGCCAACAGAGUGAAACCCCGUCUCUACUAAUAAUACAAAAAUUAGCUGGGUGUGGUUGCACGUGCCUGUAGUCCCAGCUACUCGGGAGGCUGAGGCAGGAGAAUCGCUUGAACCCAGGAGGCAGAAGUUACAGUGAGCUGAGAUCACGCCAUUGUACUCCAGCCUGGGUGACAAGAGCAAAGCUCCAUCUCAAAAAAUAAUAUAAUAAUAAUCCAAGAUCUGGGCACUAGGGGUGCUCACUGUUUCCAGAGCUGUAGAAAAUACAUAUGCUUAUACACACACACAUAGAUAUACUCACACACAUAGAUAUACAAACACACAUAGAUAUAUAUACACACAUAGAUAUACAUCUGUAUUUCCAGCUAUCCAUAUUGGAACUGGAUUUGUACUGAUAUCUCCAAUUUCAAUCCACCCGGCCAGAAGUUGGUCCAGCCUGACCACUUUCCUAAUUUGCAACUCCCUUCUCCGAAACGAGAGUCCUCAAAUUCUUCAUCCCCGAUGCUUUUACUUACUUGUGCAAUCCCCAGCCCUCUCCAAUGUCUCUUUCUUGGCCCCCUUGGCAGGUUAAAAGCCGGCCCUCAAGGAGGAGGGAAAGGGGAAGUAGGAAAAAGGAAGAAAUGAAGGGUCUGAGAGUUCACUCUGUUUGCAAAUGAACAGUGAGCCUGCCAGUGUUCUGAACAUGGGCAAGACAUGAGACACCUGGGUCUGAGACAAAGGCUUUGUUAUUCACAGCACAGCAGGCAGCACGAGCUUCAUAUACCCCCAGCCCCCAGCCCCACAGACAAUGAGGAGUGGCCCCGGUGGAUGCUGUACACACAGCUAAGGAACCCUGGGUUAGGAAACACCAGUCAUUUAAAGGACUGCUAGCAAACCUGCCCAGUUUCUGCCCAGAGGGAGAAGCUAUCUUUAUUAUCUUGGACAGCAAGCCAAUUUGCCCUCUGCCUGGAAAGAGAUACAUGUGUGAUGCUGAGGAUUCACGUGUGGACAUUGGGACCCCAGGGCCUGAGCUGAGACCCCAGCACUGCCCUUUACUGUCUGGGACCUUGGACGAGUGACCCAACUUCUCUGUGCCUCGCUGUCCUCAUCUGGAAAAUGGAGACAAUAACCGUAUCCAGGUCACUGCUUUCUUAGGAAGAUUAGUAAGACCAGUAUACAAUGUGCCAGGGUCAUCUAUGCUGGGAAGGGCUGAGUGGGCUGCAGACAGCACCAUGGAUGGCCUCUCUAAGCAGGUGCUUUUGAGCCCAGACCAGUGGAAGUGGGGAACAGCCUUGCAGCUUGUCUGGGUCAGGCACAGGGCAAAAGCCCAGGGCAGGGAAACACUUCAGGUGCUUGAGAAGUGGUGAGAAUCCACGGGGAGCAAGAGCCCGGGAAGCCAGGCAUCGACAAUGGAGCACCUGAGACGUCUCUGAGCACCUGAGACGGCGGUGCCAGGGACUCCUGAGCAGAGGCCAAUGCAGCCAACUUGCAUUUAAGGGCCCCCUGGCUGGCGUGAAAGUGCCUGGAUACUCAGGAAGAGAUACAAGCGUCUGGAGGCGGCCCAAGGGUGCAGGUGAGCCUCCGAACCGGGCAGUGGCGCGGGCGGUUGCAGGUGGGCAGAUCCUGAUCUGUGUGAAGGUGGAGCCGAGGACGCUGGCAGGCAGAUGGGAGGUAGAGGUGAAAGAAAGAGGCUGCAGGAGGAACCCAACGCUUCGGAGGAGCCUCAGGUAGCUGGUGGUCUUCCUUUCCUGUUACCACAUAUUUCGUGGUUUCAAGCAGCCCAGCUUUCUUAGCUCGCAGCCUGUGGGUCUGGGCUUAGGCUGGAGUCAGGCGUCAGCUGGCCACACUCUGGUAUGGGGCUCAGGGUUGCCUUCCAAGCUCGCUCCUGUCGCUGGGAAGCCAGGUGUGGGACUGAGGUCCCCGCCUCCUCGUGGUGUCACCGAUGGCUGCUCCCUGCUUCUGGGGGUGCUCAUAUUCCUUCUCAGGCCCCCCGCCCCGUCUUCAAACCAGCAUCGGCACCUUGAAGCCUUCCCACGCUUGGACCUCCCUGACUCCCCCUCCUGUCACCAGCCACAGAAAACUGUCCUCUUUUCAAGGCUCCCGGGACUAGGUCAGGCCCACUUGGGAAUCAGUGUUGAGCUCUACUCUGCCGUGUAAACCGGCCCAACCUUGGGAGUGGAACCUCCGCACCAGUUCCAGGGGCUGGCACAGGGGAAUCUGGGAGGGCACAUGUUCUUAGAAUUUGGCCUAAACUGGGGUGCUUGAAAUAAGGGCACGGCUGACACGCAGUGGCCUCCUGGUUCUUUUGGUGCAGGGUGGAUGGCGUUUAAUCCAGGACUGGAGAGGCGCCUGGGGAGUAGGCGGGGAAGA
Pongo pygmaeus (Bornean orangutan) is the source of this 14046-nucleotide messenger RNA. RefSeq names its product G protein-coupled receptor 132 (gene GPR132). The record is from RefSeq and is a predicted model, not a curated record. Gene Ontology annotation, cellular component: membrane. The coding region runs from base 3294 to 4406 and encodes 370 amino acids. The transcript is spliced from 3 exons. Gene Ontology annotation, molecular function: G protein-coupled receptor activity. Lineage: Eukaryota; Metazoa; Chordata; Mammalia; Primates; Hominidae. Gene Ontology annotation, biological process: negative regulation of G2/M transition of mitotic cell cycle; G protein-coupled receptor signaling pathway; G1/S transition of mitotic cell cycle.